Pistacia vera is the source of this 848-nucleotide messenger RNA. Its product is annotated as trafficking protein particle complex subunit 3. The record is from RefSeq and is a predicted model, not a curated record. Gene Ontology annotation, cellular component: TRAPP complex; cis-Golgi network membrane; cytosol. Gene Ontology annotation, biological process: intra-Golgi vesicle-mediated transport; endoplasmic reticulum to Golgi vesicle-mediated transport. Lineage: Eukaryota; Viridiplantae; Streptophyta; Magnoliopsida; Sapindales; Anacardiaceae. The coding region runs from base 88 to 648 and encodes 186 amino acids. The transcript has 6 exons.
UCAGUUGAUUUCAAUCCAAACUAGCCGAAGAAGAAGGAGAAGAAAGCAAGCAAAGACAAGUCGUUUAAGCUCCACUGUUGAUCCGACAUGGCGCCUGUCGGUCCUAGAUCCGGUGAUGCGAUCUUCGCCAACGUGGAACGCGUGAAUGCUGAGCUUUUUACGUUAACUUACGGCGCGACUGUGCGUCAGUUACUGACGGAUCUGGAAGAGGUUGAGGAAGUUAACAAACAGCUUGAUCAAAUGGGCUACAAUAUGGGAAUUCGAUUGAUUGACGAGUUUCUAGCAAAAUCUAAUGUCUCUAGAUGUGUUGACUUCAAAGAGACUGCGGAAGUGAUUGCAAAGGUGGGUUUCAAAAUGUUCUUAGGGGUUACUGCAUCAGUGACCAACUGGGAUGUUGAUGGGACAUGUUGCAGUAUAAUUUUAGAAGAUAAUCCCCUGGUGGAUUUUGUUGAGCUCCCUGAUACCUGUCAAGGUCUUUACUAUUGCAACAUCUUGAGUGGGGUCAUUAGAGGAGCCCUGGAGAUGGUGUCAAUGAAGACUGAAGUCACUUGGAUCCGGGAUGUGCUUCGAGGGGAUGAUGCAUACGAGCUGCAGGUUAAACUUGUGAAGCAACUUCCAGAAGAGUACCCUUACAAGGAUGAUGAAUAACAUGUUGUCAUCGGCUCUUUGCACAUGAUGUGAUAUAUACUGAGUUUAUUCCUAUACUUCUUACGCUAAAAUAUAGCAAUUUAACAGCUUCUCGUCUUACAAAUGCAGUUCUCAGAAACUCUGAAUAGAUUUUGCUUUGCCAUAGACGCUACUUUACUCUUGUUUCAUUAGAUUCAUGAUCAAGUCAGCAAAGUACUAAA